AUGACUGAUAACGGGAAAAUCCUUUCCUCUCAACGCUCCGAUGAGGAUCAAGAUCUUUUGGAACGAAGCACGAAGAAAACGAAGGUCAAUGUUGGAGAUCCUGGCCUAAAGGCGAUGGAUAUCACUAUGGACUCAUCGUUGAACUCUGCACUGGGUGAUCCAGCGCAGGCUUCGGCAGAUUGUCUCCCGGAACCCCAAUCGCCUGAUGUUGCGAUGAAUGCUGAAACGACCGAUGUUAAUGCUGACGUUGUCGUCCCGAAAACUCAGAUGGAUUCGACUGACUUGAGCGCGUCGGAGGGUGCGAUUCCCCCCGGGGAGGGACUGUUUGAGGUUUCGGUUCAAGAUCUCCCUAUGGGAGGAACUACGGUUCAGAACCGAACUUAUCUUGAUUCUGUGGUGGGUUCAGGAUCGAAUACGGCCCCUUUCUUGAUUGCUAACGCUAGCGAGUCCGAAACUUUGGGUGAGGACGAUGCGCCUGAUCCUAGUGAGGAGGAUGAUGAUCCUACCUGCCCUACUAUUCGUCUUACGGAUCAAGAGAAAGAACGAAUUAGGGAGCCUUGGCGGAAGUCUCUAAUUAGUAAGGUUAUGGGAAGAAAGAUCACUUACUUGAUUGUCAAACAAUGGGUUCCCAAUUUUGAUCCAAUGACGGACACGACGAAAAAGGUACUAGUGUGGGUCAGAUUCCCAAAUCUCUCGGUGGAAUACUAUAACCUUCUAACUCUUCGCAAGAUUGGGAAUAAACUCGGGCGUACUGUGCAGGUUGAUCAUACCACAAGUCUAGUCUCGCGUGGAAAAUUUGCUCGGGUGUGUGUCGAAAUAGAUCUCACAAAACCUUUGAUCUCUCGGUUCACCUUGGAAGAGAAGGUGUGGCAGGUGGCAUAUGAGGGUAUGCACCUCGUAUGCUUCACAUGUGGGCUAUACGGGCAUAGGCGGGAAGCUUGUUCAGUUACCCCUAUUCCUGCUAAUGAUACUGUGGUGGCUUCGGAGGAACAGGUGACCGAUCAUGAACAUGCUCGCACCUCCCUGACUCGUGGUGGUCAGGAGCAGCGCAACUUGCCUAGGUAUCACACUGCCCCUUAUGGCUCUUGGAUGAUUGUAACGCGCAAAGAUAGACGAACGCCAGGAGGAUCGGGGGGUCAAGGGCGGCAGGAUGAACGACUGAAUCAACGUGCCCAACCGGCAGCUGCUAGGACCGCUCAGAGGGCUUCGGGAUCACGGUUUGUUCACCUUGAUGAAGAGUCUGCUGAUGUUGUACCAGAUGAGGUAGUCGCUGAUCGCCAGGGCUUAUCUGAGCAGAAUAAUCAACCUAUGGACACUCUGGCAGCAAAUGAUUCUAAUGCUGUCCCAAACUCGGUUCGUGAAUCUACUCCUACCAGGGGAACGACGUUUAGAGGGGCACAUCCAAGGAGAGCAGUAGAGGAGGAUGAGCACGUGGUUGUUAGAGGCGCGAAUGGGGGUGGUUUAAUUGAGUCAACAAGAGUGUGUACGGGGGAACCAUCAGGUGCUGCUGAGUCCGGCAGUAUUUGUCCCUCUCCGGAACACCACAGGGAUCCGCCGGAGGGUCUGGACCAUGAGGGUGAUGUGGUGAUGGAUAUUGAGGAUAACAGCGAUGAUGCUCAGCGGUGUAUUGUAUGGAACUACCAAGGCGCGGGUGGUAGAGUUUUCCACCGCGUCCUUUCAAAUCUUAUUCAAACCCAUAAACCUACCAUUCUUGGUCUCGUCGAACCAAAAGUCUCAGGCUCCCAGGCAAAUGCUAUUUGCUCAAAACUGGGUUUCUCGGACUGGGUUCGUGUGGAGGCGGUGGGUUUUAGUGGGGGAAUCUGGAUUUUCUGGAACGACUCUAUUAAUGUAGUGGUCACUUCUACUCACCCACAGUUUGUUAUACUGCAGCGAAGUUCUGAAUUUACUGAUUGGAUACAUUCUGAGGGACUCGUUGAUUUGGGUUUUAGUAGUCCAAAGCUUACGUGGAUUAAAUCCAAUCAGUCGGACCUUAUAAAGGGGGCGAGACUUGACCGAGCUAUGUGUAACAUCUCUUGGAGGCACCGUUUUCCGGAGGCUACAGUCACGCAUCUUCCCCAAGUGUCAUCCGACCAUGCCCCCAUUCUCGUUCGGACUGUGGCGACGGAGCUACGUACGACUGGGGCACCUUUUCGCUUCCAGGCUGCCUGGUUGACUGACCAGCGGGUGGUGGAGGUUGUGCGCAACUCAUGGUGUUCAAACUUGCAUUUCAUGGAUAACAUCCCCAGCGUUACGGUUGCUCUAUCUGAUUGGAAUAGGACCGUGUUCGGCAAUAUUUUUCAUCGUAAGAAAAUUGUCCUUGCAAGACUAGAGGGGGUGCAGCGACGGUAUUCGACUAAUCCACAUAGAGGGAUUGUCAGGCUGGAACAGAAACUUAUCGAGGAAUAUCAGACGAUCCUUCAUCAAGAAGAAUUAUUGUGGUAUCAGCGCUCUCGUGAGGACUGGAUCCUUUCCGGGGAUCGAAAUACAAAGUAUUACCAUUUAGCUGCUGCAAUCCGGAAAUCUCGAAAUUCUAUUUCGAGUCUUAGACUCGAUAAUGGGGAGUGGAUUACGGACCCUGCCAAUCUUAAAGCUCAUGACAUCACUCCGGCUGAGGUUCAUUGUGCUCUUUUUGAUAUAGCUCCGUUUAAAGCUCCGGGGUUGGAUGGCCUACAUGCCGCUUUCUUCCCGCGGAUGUGGGAUGUAGUAGGGGUCAGCUUGUGCGACUUUGUCAAGAGUGCUAUCCACACGGGGGUUUUACCUGAGGGUGUAAACGACACUAUUCUUACCCUCAUCCCAAGGAUCAUUAUGAAUUGCAUUCGAUCCUCUCGUCUAUCUGUCAACUGGAAUGGCGAAAGAUUGCCUCAACUCCGCCCCGCGAGGGGCAUCCGUCAAGGUGAUCCAAUGUCGCCAGCUAUUUUUGUUUUGGGUAUGGAGAAACUUAGUCAGAUGAUUACUCUUCGCACCAACUCGGGAGAGUGGAAGGGAGUACAAUUAGCGCUGGAUUGUCCUAUUCUAUCACACCUCUACUUUGCGGACGACAUGGUUUUGUUUGCCGAGGCUUCUAUUGAGCAGGUUGCUGUUAUCCAAGACUGCCUAUCUCGCUUUUGUGAGGUUUCGGGACAGAGAGUUAGCUAUGCUAAGUCCUAG
This is a messenger RNA of Ipomoea triloba (trilobed morning glory), 3147 nucleotides long. RefSeq lists its product as uncharacterized. The transcript is spliced from 7 exons. Lineage: Eukaryota; Viridiplantae; Streptophyta; Magnoliopsida; Solanales; Convolvulaceae. The record is from RefSeq and is a predicted model, not a curated record. Bases 1 to 3147 code for a protein of 1048 amino acids.